AUGCCAGGCCUCCCUGGUGCUCCAGGACCCAAAGGUGACACUGGAUCAUCCUCCACCAGAAACAGCUAUGCUUUUCAUGUGGGACUAAAAGCAUCCAAUCCAAGUGCUGGCAAGCCUAUUAAAUUUGAGAAAGUAUUUUACAAUGAGUAUAAUGUCUACAAUAUAGAAACUGGGAAAUUAACCUCUCCAGUCAACGGUGUAUAUUACCUAACCUACCACAUUACAGUGUAUAAUAAACAUGUACAUCUUGUACUGAAACAUAAUAGUAAGAUUAUACAAUAUAUGUAUCACGAGUAUAGUUCAAACACUCACCAAGCUUCCGGAGCCUCUAUUCUUGCCAUGAAGAAAGGAGACGAGGCAUGGCUGGAGGUCUAUAAUGACAGAAAUGGUCUUUAUACUGAUAGCGAUGAUGACUCUACAUUUUCAGGAUUUAUUAUUUGA
Staurois parvus is the source of this 441-nucleotide messenger RNA. The record is from the annotation of a GenBank genome assembly. NCBI's taxonomy places the organism in Eukaryota, Metazoa, Chordata, Amphibia, Anura, Ranidae.